AUGUCGGAGGUUGCCUCGGGGCUGGCCAGGCGGGCGUACUGGUUGUGUGCUAAGCGUGGCUGCAACGCUUGGAACUGGUGUGACAAGCGCUGGUCGUGCAAGGUGUGUGGCACCAGUGCUCCCCCAUGGACGAAGGAGUACCGUACCGACAAGGGCCCCCCAAGAGUGGACGCUGACGGGUUCGUACAGCAACCCAGGGGGAGGGCCGAACAGCGGGCUGCGAGGCGCUCGGCCUCCCAGCGGGCCCUCUCUGGGAGCACCGCGCCCAGCAGCACCCCCAACAGCAGGGCACGGCGUGUGCGGCCUUGGGGAGAGGCCAAGUCCCAGUUCGAGGAGCUGCAGGCGCAGCUCGUGGCGGCUAGAGAGCGCGUCGACAAGCUCCAGGGGGCCCUGGCGCUCGGGCUCUCGGCGGACUUCCAGCGUGAGGUGGAGAGCGCCCUCCAGCUGGGCAAGGACCAGGUCGUCGCCCUUGAGCUGGCCGUCCAGGAAGCCCAGCGGACGGAGCGCCCACCUCACUCGGUGCUCCACAUCGAGGCCAACGCCAUUCAGAAGGUCGAGCGCCAGCUGGCCGCGGCACGCACCAAGAAGGAGAAGCUCCAGCUGCAGGCGUCCGAGCUGCGCGAACUCAUCGCGGAGAAGCAGGAGCUGCUGUCGGCAGCCGAGUUGGGAGUGGAUGAGGUCGCGGGGCAGAUUGCCGAGCUGGAGGAUACCAGAGCCAAGGUCACGCAGCAAGCGAUCCAGCGGGCCAACGCGGCCGUCGGCGCCCUUUCGGACCUCCUCAAGCAGCAUGGGUCGGAGCUGCCCCCUAGGCUUUCCGAGAUCGUCGGGAUUCUCAACACGCAGAAGGAGGCGGUCGCCGAGGUGCUCAGGCCCCGCAGCAGCUCGGCCAGGACGCGUUGGGGCGACAGCGUCGGGGACGAUGGCCUCGCGUCCGAGGAUGACGACAUGCCGCUUGACAUCGUGGCCUCUGGGGGGCCCGCGGCCGCCCCGCCCGCUGCAGCCCCGCAGACAGGGCCUACUGCGGCUGGGCCGCCAGCCCCGCGGGCCAGGUCAGCGGACGGGCCCUGCGGCCCUGCAGCGGCCCGCGGCCAGCACGGGGCGACCCUGGGCACGUGGCCUCUGGUGGAGCCGUGCCUCGCCAAGGCCCUCGCUGAGCAAGGGGCGGCCCUCGCGGACAGCGACCCCUUGGCGGCGGGCGGCGCCGAGCACCCCUGCCCGAGGGGCGCGGCGCGCCCUGUGUCGGGCGCUGGUCAGCGCGCAUUCCGCGUGGCAGCCGGCAUCGGCAAGGUGCCGAUGGUUGGCAGGGCAGGAGGCAAGCUGCUUCGAGCUGGCCUCGCCUUGUUCGGCUGCAACGGCAACACGUGGAGCAGGAGUAUUGAGGCCAUUGAGGCCUUCUUCAAGACGUGCUACUACUGGCCCGACGUGGAGGCGCUGCAGGUGACGAGGCUCCCGCAUGAGCGCCUGCCCAGUGCGGCGGCUCAGGGCCGCGGCCUGGGCUUCGUGGCCUUCCUCCCCGAGGCAGCGCUGACGGGCAAGCAGGGGCCCCAGGCGACCUCAGGCGCCGCGGCGAUCCUGGUGCGAUACGGGUUGCAGGCCGACGAGUCGGCGUUCUCGCUGCCCUCGGCCUUGCGGCACCGCCUCAGCUGUGUGGAGGUUGCCACCGCCUCGGGCCUUCGGUUCCUGGCGCCAUCUGGGCCUUUCCAGCACUCUGUGGGCCCGCGAGGCACCAACCUGGACUUGUUUUCGGCCAUCUCGGAAGUGACGGGCGUCUCUGCCGACAUCCCGUGGGUCCUCCAAGCCGACUUCAACAUGGAGCCUGAGCCCCUCGUGGAGUUGGGAUGGCGUUGGCGGUGCGGGGACACGUCCUGGGGCCCUCGGAGGCGACGUGCCAUGCCGAGGGCUGUGACCACCUCUACGUCUGGUUCGUGGCGUCAGCGGCGUUGGCAGCCUGCACGGCCUCCUGCGCCACCACGCUCGAGGGCGUCGGGGUGCACCCUCAUCGCCCUGUCCUGCUUCGCCUCCAGGAUGUUUGCUCGCUUCCUGGGUCCGAGUGUGGAGGAGAUCCCCAUCGACUGUGCGGCUACGGUCAGCUGUCUCACGUUGGGCCAAAGGUACGCGACGGCAGCCUGCAAGCCCAAUGCCCAUCUCAGGGAGGGGAUCUUCGCUUCGCUGGACGUGGGCACGCUCAAGGUGGCCGAGUUUGCAGCUCACUGUACCGCCAGAGACGUGCUGGUUGGCAAGGUCACGGAAGCCUACCUCCUCGGCAACGGUCAUGGCGACCGCUGGGCCAAGGCAGGUGCGGAGCUGCACCGCGCUAGCGCUGUGGCCAGGCGCGGGUUCUUCGGCAUGAUGGAGGUGGCGAGGGAGCUCUCAUGCUGGGUGGCGCAAGCCUCCCUCAGCUGGCAGGGGAUGGCCUUCGCCAGGUGCGGAGACGGCGAAGCCGAGCAGGAGCUGAAGGCGUGCACCCACUGCCCAGGAAGCGACGCGGACCGCGACGGCAUGUGCUUGGCCAGCACCAGGGGUGGCGGGGGACCUGCAAGUGCCGACCGUGUGUGCGGCCCCGCCCUGAGUGCUGGCAGUGCUGCGGUGGCUCGGCCUGAGCCAGCGCAGCCGAGGCGCAGCGUCGCGCCCAGGCUUGAGCUGCAGGUCGCUGGAUGGGCGCGGUACUGGACCCAGGCUCCCGAGGUCGGCGAGACGAUGGAAUGCUACAGCGAGUGGCUCGACCACUGCGUCGGCUACGUCAUGCAGAUCCUGUCCCAGCCACGCUUCGCCACCAGGCUGCGGGCGCGUGGGAGGACGGCCGAGGAGAUGGCCGAGGAGAUCUGCGAGCGGGCCUGGGGGACUGGCAUGCCUGCGAGGCGUGCCUACUACAGGUGGCGCCACACGCUGACGCGGUCGCAGAGGAUCGUGUCGGACUGCACGCGGCGCUACGACUACGUGUGCCUGCGGGCGUGGCUGGCCGAGCUGCAGCGG
Messenger RNA from Prorocentrum cordatum, 2973 nucleotides. The record is from the annotation of a GenBank genome assembly. Lineage: Eukaryota; Dinophyceae; Prorocentrales; Prorocentraceae.